This is a messenger RNA of Lacerta agilis (Sand lizard), 5036 nucleotides long. It is a transcript of the gene OGN, whose product is annotated as osteoglycin. The record is from RefSeq and is a predicted model, not a curated record. NCBI's taxonomy places the organism in Eukaryota, Metazoa, Chordata, Lepidosauria, Squamata, Lacertidae. Gene Ontology annotation, molecular function: protein binding. Bases 434 to 1354 code for a protein of 306 amino acids. The transcript has 7 exons.
AAGUCAGCUCCUUUGUCUUCCAUUAAAUGCUAAACUAAAUGAGAAGCAUAUGACUUUGCUUAAGUCUUUAUUGCAUGAAACUGCAGUUGGUCCAGUUAAAGCUUUGAACGAUAAGAGCAACUAUAUUAGCAUAUUAAGUUGAAUCUUUUCCAAUUUAUUAGGAGAGCCGGACUGAUUUAUCAUUUUGCAUCCAAGACUGCAUGCUGACCCAGCCUUAUUUACCCUGCAGAAGGUGCUUUUAAAGUUUGACAGUUUUUGUAGUAGUAUCAUUUCAGACUGCUGAAAAUAAUCUCACUCUUGUCUAGCCAUUUGGAAUUAAUGCAGAGAAAACCUUAUUGAAACAGUCACACAAGAGAUCUCAAUCAGUGAAAACGUCACAAAGAAAUCAUUCUGCUUAGUCCUUCCAGCUCAAUUCAAGCCUCAGCCUCUCAAAAUGAAGACGUUGCAGAAAUUUGGUCUCUUCUUUUAUUUUUUGUUGCCCUUCGUGAAGUUGGCACCACCUAAACACUCAGCCACAUUUUAUGACCCUGGUUUGGCUGCUCUUGAAGAGACGAUAUUUAAGCAAAGUUAUGAAGACAUAAUAUUUAAGGAGGAUUAUGAAGACAAACCACAGGAUGCAGUAAAAAAUCAGGAAAGCAAUGAUAUGCUCCUUUUCCAUGAAAAUGAACUGCAAGUGCAGAGAGAUGAAGAGAUACUUAGUGAGGGAUCAACAAAUUUAACAGAUUUGGCUACUUGUCUGCUGUGUGUUUGUUUAAGUGGUUCAGUUUACUGUGAAGAAACAGAUAUUGAAAGUGUUCCAGCUCUGCCAAAAGAAACUGGCUAUCUUUAUGCACGUUUCAACAAAAUUAAGAAGGUGAAAGUAUCUGAUUUUGCUGAAAUUCCCACACUGAAAAGAAUAGAUUUGACUGGAAAUAUGAUACAAGAUAUUGAAGAUGGAACCUUUGCAAAACUAGUAUUAUUAGAAGAACUUUCACUCGGUGAUAAUAGACUUGCCAAGCUUCCAGCUUUGCCUCCAAAGCUAACUUCACUGAAAGCAAACAAUAACUUUAUUAAAAGCAGAGGAAUUAAAGCAAAUGCUUUCAAGAAGCUGACCAACUUGUCAUUUCUCGACCUAGGACACAAUUUACUCGAGUCUGUCCCACUUAACUUGCCAGAGAGCCUGCGUACUCUGAAUCUUCAGUUCAACAACAUAACCAGCAUCACAGAUGAAACAUUCUGCAAAGGGAACAAUCAGACCCGUUACGUUCGGCAACGAAUGGAUAUCAUAAGAAUGGAUGGCAACCCAGUUGUCUUGGGAAAGUAUCCCAAUGCUUUUAUGUGCCUGAGAACCUUGCCUAUAGGCACAUACUUUUAAUUAUUAACAAAACUGAAAAUGGUAAAAAGUAGGUAAAGAUUACCAUUUUAUCACUGUUUCAAUUUGUCUUUCCAUGUUAGUAUAUUCACAUAUGUAUAUUCAACACUUUUAGCCGUUAUAACUUCUACCUUAACUUGGCGAAAUUGCACCUUCUGAUUUAAUAAGCCUGAGCCUUUUUUAUUUCUAGAACUUAGACUCAAAUAUAAAACCAGUAACAUAUUCUUUUUUCAAGGGACCCAAUCUACAGGCAAUGCCCCAUCUAUGUGCAUUCAAUAUGUGCACGACCAUGUAUAUGCGCAUCAUGCUGAACCCGGAAGUGGCCCAAAAACAUCACAAAAAGAGGCAGAACGGGGCGGCGGAAAACAGGGUGUUUGCAGGCUUUUCUUUUCAACUGUGUUUCAAAUAUACACUAUUUCACUGACACAUGCAGUACCUCGGAACAUAACCCCCACGUAAAUGGGGGCUUGCCUGUAUACCAAAAGAAUAAAGAAUUUUUUUAAAAAAUGCUUUAACACUGUGUGGGGAAUAAUCAGCUGAUGUAGAGAUAAGGGGUAGCAUUCUCAUGUGACCAGUAUAAUGUGUUUUAUAUAGGAAACACAUAAUGCACAACAUGGGAGAAAUGAGACAGACUUUGCUGAAGCAGAAUAAACGUUUGUUAUUUUCUAGCAAACAUAAAGUAGCUGAAUUUAAGACACCAGUUUUUUGUCUAAUGGCAAAUUGGACACAAUAUAUUGGAGAUAAAAUGGAGGCAACAAACAGCUUUUCAUCUUUAAUCAGUAACAGAACUACAAAUAGAUCUGAGGAUGUUUCCCAUUGUUUAAAGUUGGCUUCUGAAUCUUGGCUUGUUGGGAAAUCAUUAAUCACAAUUCCCAGUUUGCCUUUAAAGCCAACUUCUUAGUUUGCUUCUCCACUCACAGAAAGGGAAGUGUGAAGAGAUAGCAAAGGGUCUGGGUUAAGGUGCAUGAACCUCAUACAUAUCCUAGCUUAUUAAGCCAAGAUUUCAUCAUGUGAAUGAGACCAGUCAGAUUGAGUUGUUUAGAUUUCUGAAUCAGAAAUAGUCAGCACCUGAAACUCAUGCUUUGCAAUAUUAAUAUUGCUUAAAAGAUACCAUGCAACAUAGUCUAUGCAUUGACCACUGUUACCAAGAAACUAUUACCGGUACUCACUUUCUGAAAAACCCUGAAGAAUAUUAAUAACUGAAAAAUUCAUAAUGCACCUUAUUGACACUCUUUAAGCUCUGUCAGUAUAUUUAGAAGGGAAAUGCAUCCAUUUUGGUAAUAUUAAGUACAAUCCUAUACAAUUCAAAUAGGUAUUUACAGACAACCACAAUCUUAUGCACAAUUCUAAGUUAGUCCUAUUGAGCUCUGUGGAAUUUGAUUCUACCCUGCAUAGUUCUUUGCAGUAAGAAUAAGCAAUAACUGUGAAUUUUUAUUGUAUUUAAUAUAUCACUCUCCUCAAGCCACCACAUGACUAUUUUUAGAUUGUGGUAUAUGUGUUGUGAUCAGCCAGAGUUUAAACCCUUAUCUCAAAACAGAAGUCAUUUGGGCUGGUUUGAAUAUAAUUGUCCAACUUUGUGCAUGUCAGCUGAAGACUUCUUUAUCAGUAAAUUCUGAUCUGUGAUCUCUUUUUUUCAUACCAGAUGUUCUUUUCUGAUUUAAUUAUUCACUAGCAUUGAAGAUUUUUACAGCUAUUAAGCUCUGCUCUAGCUAUGCUGCUUUAAUUGUACUAUGUAUCCAAUCUCAUUUACAUGGCAAAAUCUUUAGAGAUUACUGUUUGUUGUUAGUUUGUGUGUGUUACCUAUUGACUAAAACUCUAACAUGUCUAAUAAUACAAAUCAUCAGAAAGAAAAAGUAAGAUAGAGGACAUACUUCACUAUUCCUUUGUAAGUAAAUGGUCUUCUAUGACUGGGCAAAAAUGGUAAUACAUCUUUGGCAAAAUAUGUGGUUGGGCAAUGGCACCAAACCUCACUUCCAUUGUAUUACCUCAACUCUUUCCCUGUUUGAGCACUUUCAAUCUCCACCUACAGCCAGGUAGAUUGAAAGUUUAUUUGAUCAGAGCAUCUUCCUCACUCUUAUGUUCCAUGAUUUGCCACUCCUUCUACUACAUCCUAUGACAGACAAAUUGAACUCUUUAUUUGCUCUCCACUAAAGCCUUCUCCCCUUCCCUCAAUAGGCAUAUUGGGGGAUCCUCAAAUUGUUGUGACCCAGUCCCCAGUUCUCUUCUAUGCCAAUUCCAGAGUUACCAGACUCUGAAUCUGUGACUAACAGUUCAGACUUACAGAUUCGUCUUGUCAGCCUACCAACCACACAAUGCUCUUGACUCUCCCAGAACCUCAACAGAAAAGUUUCAACUCAGCAGUCCACACAACCAUAAAACAUUAUUUUUGAGGAACUGAGAUUUCUAAAAUAGCACAGAACCAAACAACCAUGAAUUUAUAUUUCCCCCAAAACUUGCAGUACCAUUAAAUUAACUCAUAUUUCAAAAACCAAUGUCAUUCAGUUUUCUUUUGUUCCAUAAUGCAACUGGUUAACAGAGAAAAAGGAAGGUUUGAAAGAAAACAUAACUUUUCAAAACACUACCUUGAAAUGGGUCAAAGUGCGUUUCCGAUGAUCAUAGCACUCAGUGAAAUAGGAGAGGCAUUUGAAGAACAGCAAGAGAUUCCCACUCUCUUCAACUCUAGAAAACAACAUUAUGCCAUUAAAAAAAAUAUUUUCUCACACACACACACAUAUAUCUUUAGAACAUCAUUAGAUUAUCUUUAGGCUCUCUGUUGGAAAGAACUUGCUAAAGCUGUUCAAACCAAAUACCACAUCAUUUUAUGUAUCUACUGUUUAGGGUGAUUUGUUUUACUGUUUUAAACAGAUCUUGAGAUGCUUAGUCCUGAUUUGGAUACAGUGCUAAUCCAUAGUUUGUUUAGUUUAACUAUAAUUUGUUUGUACAUCUCAAACCAUAGUUUGGGGCCAGCAAACCAGUACUGUAGAUUACAGUUUGGAGUUGCUUUGUAAAACUCCAUUUGCAUUAACUGUGGUUUGUAAUUACAUCUGUGUUCCAUAUCCUGAUUUAAUUCUAGUUUGUUGCAUUGCUCCACGAAUGUUGCACACUCGACUACACAGACACAAGUGAAGAGUUGCUGAAAACUAAUCUGCUUGCUUGGUUAAGAAACUGUUACUGACACUUUCACAAACCUCACACACCCUAUUCACUCUGGCUGGCAGCUCCAUUCCCUACCAUCUCAUGACUGUCAAGCUUCCGACAGCAAUGAUGGAGUGGGAAGGCAGGGAAGAGACCACAGGCACUUUUACUUAUAUCUAACAAGGAAUACAUAUCAAAAGCACACAUUUGCAAGCCCUACCAUCACCAACAAACUCUGGGCAGGAUUAAUCUAACGAGUCCCAUCAGCAACUCCUGAAAUUGAUUAAGGUGAACAAAAAAGAAAAUGCUUCUGAAGUUCUCCAGCCAUGUGAGAGAUGGGAACAUAUAAGCCCAAGGGUCACUGCAAAUUGUGCAAGUCACGCUAAACCACUGUUUACAGUCACAUGAAAAUGAAGCCAUUAAAAGAAAAUUGUAACUUCACACAUGCAAAAAACAACAACUUAUGAACCACAAGCUACAUGUGAUAACUUUUAAUGAUGUUGAACAAGGAAAUGUUUCAGAAUAGUUGGAUUCUACAUUAAGUCUUACC